UAUUUUAAGUGUGGAAUCCUUUUGCUGAUGCUAGUCGGAUGUUGUGCAGGUGUAUGUUACGAUUCGCGUCCAGACUGUAAGGUAUUGGCACGGGACAAUCAUUGUCACGCUAACCCGUGGGCAACACUACGUCAAUGCCCCAUCGCCUGUGCCGUCCCUUGCGAACCCUGUGUUGAUCACAGGCACGACUGCCCCAGCCUGAAAGACGACUGCCACAGCAACCCUUUCUCUACUAUCUAUGCUUGUCCAAAAACCUGUGGUGCUUGUUACUAAAAGAGAAAUCUGCAAUCG
Molecule: messenger RNA, 291 nt
Organism: Orbicella faveolata
Lineage: Eukaryota; Metazoa; Cnidaria; Anthozoa; Scleractinia; Merulinidae
Source: RefSeq, a predicted model, not a curated record